AUGUUGACCAGGGCUUUGUAUUUAUUCAUUUGGUCUGCGGCAUUUCUCAUCGAACUGCAGUGCGCUUCGCAAAAGACCCUAGACGGACUCACUUUGCCUACAUCCGUUCUUGUCAAUACCAGUGGCGAUGUCAGCAACAAAAAAGACUCCAGACUCAAGCGAAAGACCCUGUCCGUGGAUUUUGCCGUCCCCUCUCUGUUACGGUAUUAUAUGGCCAUGUUUAUAAAACGACCACUUAAUGGAGACUGUCUGACUUUUAAAGGAUGUUACACCGUGCGCGCAAAUUUACGAAUGCACUGCAUACCUCUGCAAAAAACUAUUGCUAGUUUACUUGAUACAAAGUUUGCCGCGAUCGACAGCAUUGAGGGGGAGAGGCAAAAUGGAUCCAGCACUGGACAGCUCCCAUAUCGACACAAGCGGCCGGUGUCCAAAGUUCUGAAUCUAGGGUUGACUAAAGCCAGUCGUAAAUCCAAUCAAGUUGUAGUAGAAAUUGGAGAGGAUAUGAUAAAAAUAGGAUGCGGAGGAUUAGCUGUUUACGAGGACGAACCUGUAUUGUACUUGGAAAUGGACCUAACGCGAAUUUUGGAAUGGUGGCUAGGCGCUGAAGGUGGCCGACUUAGGGUUCGACUCAUGCCUGAGCGGAAAGCUCAGAUUCCAGGAAAAGAGGACAAGUACUCCGCUGCCAUCAGAGCUGCAGACGCCCGCCUCUUCCUUCACAUCGCCUCAAGUGAUUUCCCCCCUGCAACCCGAAGUCGGGGGCUAACAAUCCCUCAGGGCUACUGGAACUUCUCCUGGACAGCAGAGGACGAGCUUGGUUUCCCCGAGGAGACAACACCGAUGUUGGACACACAUUGUCCGACCAAGGGGAAGUCGUGUGAUCGCCAACCUGAGGGUCAUCCAGAGUUUGCCUGGAGCCUAACUGCUGCAGAGGACUUCUGGCCUUACGACCAUGAGGGGCUGGAGAUGAAAGGAAGCAGUUAUCAGGGAUGGAAGGAAGGGCGGUUUGUUGUAGUGAAUGGCUCGGCAAUAGGAGGUCCUUGGAUCCUGAGUCCGUGGCUUCAUGGAGCUCGACGGCCCUGUGGACUGGACAUCACUGUGUUCCUGCAUCCUAGGCAGACUGGACGUUACACAGUUUGGCUCAUCGAGAGAGACAAACCACCCCUAGCUAUUCUCACCACUGAACCUCCCCACAUCUCAGGCUGGGCGGUGGUGCAUUUGAGCCUGGGAGCGCGGAGCAAACCUUUCCGCAUCUCCUCCACAUACAACCAGCCAGGUCACCAGGAGACGGCCACCUACGACCCCCUCUUCAUCACCAACUGCACCAUGGAGGUCUCACGAAACGUCACCCUGCAGGGACGUUACAACUGCUGGGAAGGCCCUGACAUUGCUUUGGGAAAGCUGUGCGACUUCAAGAUCGACUGCCCAUUCGGCGACGACGAGGGGGACUCAUGUGGUCAAUUCCUCAACGGCAGCUACUGCUCUUUUGAACAAAGUGAUUGUGGCUGGCAGGCAGUGCCUGGCAGAUCUCCCGCCUGGAGGGUCCAGCCAUCUCUGUCCAAGGGGAUCAGAACCAGCUGUCCACCCUCAGGUGGUGUAUUAGCUGUUGAAAGUGGACAGUCCAAAGGCCAAAAACUGUCAUCCCUGGUCCGAAGUCCUCUCUUCUUAUACCCACUGCGCAAUGCUCCGUGUUUGGUUCGGUUCUGGGUGUGUUCUGAAGAAUCUGCGGGUGGGCUCCUCUCUUUGUGGAUUGUGGAGAAUAGCACAGGGCCGGAAGGUCAGCGUCAAAUGUGGAACUCGACCAACCAAGUCAAGACGGAGAAAGGCUGGAAGCUUGUCUCCCUACCUCUAUAUGGACUUGUUGAUUCGUUUUAUCUGCAGCUCAAAGCAGAGAGUUUGUCUAGUAGUGGGUUUGCUUUUGCAGUUGACAACAUUACUCUACAGAUGGACUGCUUCCUGGCAACCAACGGAGAAUUUCCUCCUGUGGCCCCUCCGGUUCCCAAGAGCACCACACAGCUAGGAUACGAGACCACUGCCCCGCCAGAUGAUAUCUCAGGUGCCUUGCCUUUCCUUCCUACAGUUUCUGAGUCUCCAAAGUGGAUGUUUCACACCUGUGGGGCAGCAGGACCAAAAGGGCCAACCCCAAGGCAGUGCAGCAGCUCCUACCGUAACAGUAAUGUGAACGUUACUGUAGGCACAGAGGAACCAUUCAAGGGAAUUCAGAUGUGGAGGAUCCCAGAAACUGGAAUAUACAGGAUCACAGCCUACGGAGCGGCUGGGGGUCGUAGUGUUCUGGCUGUGGACCGAUCCCAUGGAGUUUACAUCACGGGGGACUUUUUACUGCAGAAGGAUGAGCUUCUCUACAUCUUGGUUGGCCAACAAGGAGAGAAUGCCUGCGCAAAUACUGUUCCAGAACUGGAGCGAAUCUGUCAAGCACAAAGACCUCCUAACAACAAGACUCAGAUCAAAGGUGGAGGUGGUGGUGGUGGAGGAGGAGCCACCUAUGUCUUUAAGGUGGAGAAAGGUGUCCACAUCCCACUGCUCAUCGCGGCAGGUGGUGGGGGACGGGGCUACAGUAGCAUGAUAGACAACCAAGAGGAGGUAAUGGAUGACCCUAGUGUUCCAGGACUCAACGGGAAAUCAGGAGCAGCAGGGGGAGGUGGUGGCUGGAAUGAUAGAGCCCCUGUCGCUCAGGGUGGGAAACCCCUUAUUUUGGGUGGCCAAGGUGGGCAACCAUGUAAAUCAGGCUGGAACACUCGAGGGGGCUUUGGAGGUGGAGGUGGAGGCUGCAUCAGUGGAGGGGGUGGGGGUGGCUACAGAGGAGGAAGCACCCCUUUAAAUGAUGACCCUAAGCAGAACGGAGAAGAUGGAUCAUCUUUUAUCAGCUCAGAUGGUAAAAUAUACCUGGAACCACUAAAAGGUAUGGAAGGCAAUGGAGAGGUGAUCAUUCACCCUGUACAGAACUGCAGUCACUGUGAGUCAGGGGAGUGCCAUGAGACUGGUGAUAGCAUCGUCUGCUACUGCGAUAAUGACCUCGUAUUGGACACAGAUGGAGUUUCCUGCGUUAACUCCACAGGGGUGUACCCGCUGCCAGCACAGCCCCCUCUCUCUCACCUAGCUCUGGGACUUUCAGUGGGCACAUCUGCUCUCAUUGCUGCUCUGCUCCUGGCUGUGUCUGCUGUCAUGAUCAUGUACAGACGGAAACAUACAGAACUUCAGUCCAUUCAGCUAGAGCUGCAGAGUCCUGACUGCAAGCUAAGCAAACUCAGAGCUUCAACAAUUAUGACAGACUACAAUCCUAACUACUGCUUUGCUGGGAAGACUGCCUCUGUCAAUGACCUGAAGGAAGUUCCCCGUCGAAACAUCUCUCUCACCAGGGGCUUAGGUCAUGGUGCCUUUGGAGAAGUAUAUGAAGGUCUUGCUGUAGGGAUACCUGGAGAGCCCAGCCCCAUGCAAGUGGCAGUCAAAACCCUUCCUGAGGUGUGCUCUGAGCAAGAUGAACUGGACUUCUUAAUGGAGGCACUUAUAAUUAGUAAGUUCAGCCAUCAGAACAUAGUGAGGUGCAUCGGUGUGAGUCUCCAAGCCCUGCCACGUUUCAUCCUUCUGGAGCUGAUGGCAGGAGGAGACCUGAAGAGCUUCCUUAGGGAAACCAGACCGAGGCUGGAACACCCUUCUAGUCUGACCAUGGUAGAUCUUCUCAACAUCGCCAGAGACAUCGCUCGGGGUUGUCAGUACUUGGAAGAGAAUCAGUUUAUUCACAGGGACAUUGCUGCUAGGAAUUGUCUGCUGACAUGUAAGGGUCCAGGGAGGGUGGCUAAGAUUGGAGACUUUGGAAUGGCCAGAGACAUAUAUAGGGCCAGUUAUUACAGAAAAGGGGGCCGUGCCAUGCUGCCAGUCAAGUGGAUGCCUCCUGAGGCUUUUAUGGAGGGAAUUUUCACCUCUAAGACUGAUACGUGGUCUUUUGGCAUUCUGCUGUGGGAGAUCUUCUCUCUGGGGUACAUGCCGUAUCCCAGCCGCAGUAACCAGGAGGUCCUGGAGUUUGUCACAAACGGGGGCAGGAUGGACCCUCCUAAAAACUGUCCAGGACCAGUGUAUCGCAUCAUGACACAGAGCUGGCAGCAUCAACCAGAGGACAGGCCAAACUUUUCCACCAUCCUGGAGAGGAUUGAUUUUUGCCUCCAGGACCCUGAUGUGGUGACUGUGCCCUUGCCUGUGGAGUAUGGUCCUGUUCCAGAGGAAGAGGAGAAGGUGCCCAUGAGACCCGAGGAUCCAGCUGCCCCAUCUCUCUUGGUGACUCCCCAGGCCUGUGAAGGAGGCAAGGCUGCCCAAGCAGCCUGCCCUGAAGAGGUCAAAAGAACGGGCGAAGCCGUUGUGCCCACCAGCCUUCCCUCAGAUAGCAAGCCAAAACCUGAAGUCUCCUCCCAACCACAGUUACACCCUCAUCCUAUUUUACAAACAACUGCUGUUUCCACACUGCCCACUAAAGCUCCUACAUCUGCUCCCUCGGUCACCCAGGACGGUGGCCACGUGAACCUGGGCUUUACACAGGCUCCUCCAGCCGAGAAGAAAGGCCGAAACGGGAAGCCCACCAACCUGUGGAACCCCACCUAUGGCUCCUGGUUCCUCCAGCAGCAGCAGAAGAGGCAGCAGGCCCAGCAGCAGCGGCAGGCGGGUGGGCACCGCGUCCCAGGCGAAGGCCAAGAACACACGGGUCGGACUGUGGCUGAGGCACUGGGCCUGCAACACCAGCACAAACAACAACAACAACAGCAGCAGCAGCAGCAACAACAACAACAACAGCAGCAGCAGCAGCAGCAGCAGUACCAGCAGCAACAGAUUCAGCAACAGAUCCAGCGUCACCAACAUCAGCAGCAGCAGGGCUUGUGUCGGCCACUUUUACCCCCACCUCCUCCGCCGGCCCCAACCCCGCUGCUGUUGGAUUCAGCCGCCCUUCCACCAGUGCCACUCUACAGACUGAGACGCUUCCCGUGCGGCAACAUCGGUUACGGUUACCAGGAACAGGGUCUGCCCCUUGAGUCAGCUCUACCUGUCUCUGGACCCCAGCCACAACCUCCGCCACCUCCGCCCAACCUCCCCGGCCCUCAGAGGCCGCUCUCCCUGGGUCGAGCUGGGGUCCCCGAAGACAGCCGCCCCCUCCUGGUCACCAUGAGCACAGUACAGGACUCCAGACUCCCCAAGAUGGAGGGGCAUAAUGCAACAGUGCUUUAGCCCACUUCUGUCAGUGUCCCCCU
Chanos chanos (milkfish) is the source of this 5249-nucleotide messenger RNA. RefSeq names its product ALK receptor tyrosine kinase (gene alk). The transcript is spliced from 30 exons. Gene Ontology annotation, biological process: multicellular organism development; regulation of neuron differentiation; cell surface receptor protein tyrosine kinase signaling pathway. NCBI's taxonomy places the organism in Eukaryota, Metazoa, Chordata, Actinopteri, Gonorynchiformes, Chanidae. The coding region runs from base 1 to 5226 and encodes 1741 amino acids. Gene Ontology annotation, molecular function: transmembrane receptor protein tyrosine kinase activity; ATP binding. The record is from RefSeq and is a predicted model, not a curated record. Gene Ontology annotation, cellular component: signaling receptor complex; plasma membrane.